Astyanax mexicanus (Mexican tetra) is the source of this 4985-nucleotide messenger RNA. RefSeq names its product nucleolar and coiled-body phosphoprotein 1. Gene Ontology annotation, cellular component: nucleus. Bases 220 to 2388 code for a protein of 722 amino acids. Lineage: Eukaryota; Metazoa; Chordata; Actinopteri; Characiformes; Acestrorhamphidae. The record is from RefSeq and is a predicted model, not a curated record. Gene Ontology annotation, biological process: regulation of transcription by RNA polymerase II. The transcript has 6 exons.
UGUUGUUCAGUGUGUUGGUGGCGGGAUUCACAGUGCUGAAGUGCCGUUUGUCUAGUCAUGUAAAAUCAGGUGGAGCGGAUUCAGUGAUUUACUGUUUUAAAGGUUUAGCGGGGUUCAUCUCUGCGCUCUGUUCGCUGAGGAAGUCUGUGUGCGGCUAAAGUAACAUGUUCGCGGCCUCGGGGUGAAGCGGCGGAUUCGCUACACGGUAUUUUCUGUGUGAUGGACCCUCUAAACAAGUUGAACGUCAUGCAUCUUCAAGAACCCCUUCCCACUGCACUGGAUCUCUCCAUGGGCUGCAGACAGAUUCCAGUUCGGGCUACUUCUGUAGAGGCCCUGGAUCUUGUAAAGAAGGCCAGCCAGAGUGAUCGCACCUCAGGGACAAAAAGCAGGAUAGUGGCUGCUCCAGAAAGUGGCAUUUCCAGACCUUUCAAGCAGGGUGUAACUGAUGGUUCUCAACUGGACCCUUCGACUCGAUUUGCUUAUGAAUCGAGAUAUUGUUCUGUGUCCUUAAACAAUCCCAACACUUUGCCUUUGCUCAAUGUACUGCCUGCUGUUGCCCUGAUGCCCUCUCCAUGCCCACCCAUUGACCCUGAAGAUGGUGUUGAAAUGGACAAAGUGUUAAUGCGUCCCUCCAGAAAUCCACUUGAGAGGCUGAUUUCUGCGUCACAGAACGUUGAGGUUGACAGUGGAACGCCAAGGCGAACCAGGAGGGCCACUAGAGCAGGGAAAAGUGCACUGAAUGGACUGGAUUCGAAGUCACGGUGUGUUAAAGCCCCUUUCAGUAGUAAAAAUAAGGCGAAGUUGCUAAUGACUAGGAGAAAAGGUUUUCUUGUAUCUCAGGACCGUGCUUCUCCAACUCCUUCAUUACAUUCCACCAGCUCUGUGAGCGUCAUUUCGGAAGACUCUGCCGUAGUAGGGAGACGGUCUAUACUACGCAAGCAGACUACAGUAGAAACUCUCUCAUCUGAAUGUACGUUCUCUGAAGCGAAUUCCCCUUGCUCUGUUGAGUACAUUUCCAGUGACGACAGCGACGUAGUUGAGGUGCCUGUGACCAACUCGACCUGCGAGGAAUCCCCCAGUCAUCACCCACCUGCGAAAAAGGUAAACCGUGAAAGAGAAACGAGUUCUUCGCCAGGGCAGAAGCUUAAUCUUAGCAAUGACACCGGCUGCAGACGUGCAAGACGUGCCUGUCGAGCUAACGCACUCAGUUUCCAAGAAAUUGCAGAGAUUUUGGAGUCAAGUGAGGUAUCCUCACCUGCCCUUUUGGAAGAAAGCGAUGAAGAAACUGACACUUUCAUCUCCAAAAAUGUACAGUCUACCUCAGAUGCAGAAGAUGCAGACAUGCUGAAACCUCAGAAGGGUAGAGCCACCUCUUCAUCAUCUAGCCCGACGAAAAAAGCGACGCCGUCUCAACGAAAGAGAAGGAGCAAUUCGGUACCCAAAAACAGAAGCAAAAGCAGCGCACAGAGGAAGCGGACAAAGCCAUCACCCCGCCGCAAAGCAGCUUCUGGGACGGCCAAGAGAAGGAGGAAAAAACGUCAACCAUCCAGGUCGUCCACCUCCAUGUUCUCCCCCGACGAGCCGGAGAUCAAGCUGAAGUAUGUUAACCAAGCAAACAAGGAAGAGAAGAAAGAGGGCAAGGGUGAAAGCUUCGCUCCGUACAUCCGAAUGGACCUCACCUCUUGCACUAUCAUCAACUUCCAGGAAGAUGACAGCGACGCCAAGGCGAAGAAAGGCAGGCAAUCUUCAUCUGCUUCUGCGGCAACCGGCACUGUGCCCACAACCUCCUGUUUGCAGUUGGGAAGGCUUACCUCUGAUGACAGGACUCGGACAGGUCAGCUGUGCUGCCUGUGCGGCAGGACGUCCAAUUCCAUAGGUUUGGGGGACUUGCAUGGGCCCUACUGUCCCUCUGGAUAUCAGCCGGACUCUUGCCAGGUUGUAGCAAACCAUAAUAACAGCGAGUUGGUGCACGGUCCAGAGAGCAGCGGACACAAUCUAGAGGUCAGUGAGGUGGAAGGCCCUGCUGAACAGUUCAGGGAGCAGAUCUCGUCAGAUCAGGAGCCUGGUGCCCCUGAGUCUGGCAGUGACUGCAGAGAGCGCUGGAUACAUGAGGACUGUAGUAUCUGGUCUGCUGGAAUUUUCCUGAUCAAGGGCAAGCUGUACGGAUUGGAGGAGGCGGUCAGGCUCGCUCAGGAAACUGUGUGCUCGUGUUGUGACACAGCUGGUGCCACGUUGGGAUGUUUCUUCAAAGGCUGUCCCAAUAAAUACCACUUCCCCUGUGCUCUUCAGACUGGUUGUUCAUUUAAUGAGGAGAACUUUACUAUAAGAUGUCCAAAGCACAAGAAUAAAUCACCCAGAACCAGCCUGAGCAGACUGCAGAACAGAUGACACACUACCAUGGAGGAAGAAGCUACACACCACUGACAUUAAAAUCUGAGGAGCAGCAAAGCUCUGAAGAGAAGGUGAAUUUUCUCCAGUCGGCAGGACGGCCAGUCUGAUGGAGUCUAAGGCUUCAAAUAAGGAUGAGCUCUGUCUGCAGAGGAAGAAUCUGGUUUAUGUUUGGUUUAAAUCCACUAGUCAUCACUAUCAUUAUCAUCUUCCUCCUCCUCUUCCUUCAUCUGGUCACAUUUUGUUUACACAAUUUUAGUCUCGGAUUUUAAGAUAUUGAGCUGUUUACAGUGAUCUACAAACGGAUGAAUGUUCAACCUACCAAACCCACUACCAUGGUUCCAGGACCCACUGUUGAUGGCACAUUUAUUAUUAUUAAUUAUUUUGUUCUUGCCUGCCACUCUCCUUCAUAAUGGAUUAUCAUACCAUUCAUUUGCAUAUGAGUGGAAUUUAAUGGAAAUGUGAUUUUCAACACAGCUGAGAUUGUUUUUAGCUGGUCAUGGCCAAAUGUCUGAUUGAGAGCUUGGAAUUCAGUUCAUUGAUUUGUUUUCAAUUGUAUUAUUAUUAUUAUUAUUAUUAUUAUUACUAUUAUACAUUACAAAGUGAUUAAAUCACUAUGUCGAAUUCUGACCCUCACUGGCCAUAUUGUUUGGUAACCCUAAGACCCCAGGUCUUCAAAUCUGGACCUUGUAUCUGGUUUCAAGUCCUGGAUUUUGAACAGUUAAUGUUUUUAACUGUGUUUCAAAGCCUAGCCUGCAGUCGUGGAAGAGCAGGUCGUAUGAAGAUGACUUCUCAGUAGUACGUCUCUGUUGAUCACACAUUUGGAACACUCUUAUAAAAGCUUCAUAGGGGCAUCAAUCACAAACAUCCUGUGGAAACAAUGAGGUGUGAAAUAUUUCUUUACAGAAAUAUAAAAAAUAAAAUAAUUUUAGACAUUUUAAAGCUGACUCUACACCAGAGUCAUCUGGGCACUGGGAAGGAUACAUCAGUCGCGCCCUUCCUUCAAAUCGUGCAAAUGUUUCUCGGUUGUAUACGAAGGAUCCUUCCAUUUGGAACAGCCUUCAUUGAUGGAUCGGCUAAAAAAAUGCAGCCUGUUUAGGUUGCAGCCUUGACUUUGGAAAGCAGCUGUUGAUUGGCCACGUAUUGUCGUACCAACUAAUGAUUACAAAAUCCAGUGGAGUGGAAGCUGGACUCAAGAUCCAGAUUUAAAGAUCUGUUAUAGGUGCAUUUUGUGGGUUUACAGUUGACUGUAGACCAUCUGUUACUGCCUAAUCUUCUUCAUGCCCAUUUAUUCCUGCAAAAUGACCAUCCCUGACCAGCACAUCAGUCCCACUGGACCACUGGUACCUGCUACAUUUGCCUUGGUGGGAUUUUGUUAGGAUUAAACUCUUAUGUUCACUUAAUGUGACCACUGUAUUAGAUACACCUACUUUGUUGCUGUUGAGGCUCAUCUUUUACUUUUCCACACACAUUUUUAAUAUAUAUUUUAUUGUAUUGAAUUUUGCAUAGUCAUACACAUAACAUACAUAUUCAACCCAAACCCAAUCCACAAAACAAUCAGAACAGUCUCAAGAAAAAGAAAAAGAGGACAAAAACAGAAAAAAAUAUUUAUUUUGUAAGGAGAGCCCCUUUAUCUAACAACUCCAAUUGGCUUGGCACUCCUAACAUACCACAACAAUGUUGGCUGGCAUCACCACUGUUGUGCUAAGAAUGAACCAACUUUUAUAAAUCCCAGAUUAGCCGGCUGGUGGUGGUGGUCCCUUUCCACUGAUGCACUACAGUUUAAACUAGUCUAGUGUUCUAUGUAUUAGAUAAAAUACAAGUAUUUCCCCUUAGUGGAAACAUCUGCAGAGAUGGUUUACUCCUGGACUCUCCUGAUGUAUCCUUCCAAUAAGUAUUAAGGCCCUGUCACCAAUUUACAGGAACCCAGAACUUUUCUGUCGUAAUCUGCAUGGGAACGCCAGUGUUUGGAUCAGUUGUACCAGACAUUACCAGGACUUUAUCCUGACAGCCACCUUAUAAUACAUAAUGAAGUUCGGGUAAUGUUCAAGUGAAUAGAGCAGGUCAUUUCCAAACACUUGUCAGUUACGAAACCAAGAUCGUUUUUCAGAGGAAAUCCAGAUGUGAGCACAAUUGUGUGUGUGUCAGUUAAGGGUACUUUAUAUAUUUUCAGAUGUGGCCAGUUUUUUUUAUAUAUAUAAUUUUUCCGACACCCAUAUCUCUCAAACUAUAAUGCUGCACAAGCCAGAUCUUCUCAGAAGGUACCAUAUGCACUAUAUGUGAACAUAUUUAAUUAUAAGUAUUUAUGUUGAUUUAAUGUGUAUAUGCAUAUUUAUUUGCAGAUUUUCAACCUCAGCUGAAAGGACACUUAUCUGGAAAGGCAGGGAAUCUCAGUUCUCGUUCUGUAUUUAUUGAUUGAUUAAGUGAUGAGAUAAUGUGAUGGUCUGUGUAUGAUGCACUUUGCUUUGUCGUGUUCUGGAGUCUGAAUUUAUGGCCUGAGCUGUGGAGGAGCUGCUGCCUGUGUGUAGGAUGUACAAUUUCACCCUAUGCCUUGUGAAGUCUCUGUGGGUCCUGUUCCAAUAAACAUUUUUACUACC